Messenger RNA from Poecilia reticulata (guppy), 9969 nucleotides. It is a transcript of the gene rp1l1a, whose product is annotated as rp1 like 1a. Gene Ontology annotation, cellular component: axoneme. Gene Ontology annotation, biological process: axoneme assembly; intracellular signal transduction; photoreceptor cell development. The record is from RefSeq and is a predicted model, not a curated record. Lineage: Eukaryota; Metazoa; Chordata; Actinopteri; Cyprinodontiformes; Poeciliidae.
UUUGGAGAGAAUCUAAUUAUCUAAUUAUUAUUGUUUUCAAUAUAUAUUCCCUUUGAAAUCCAGUUGUUGGGUCGGAGUGAGUGUCAUACCUGCUUAUUGGAUAAGUGAACGAAGGGAGUGAAGCUGCAAAACUAGGCCACACAUCAUAUAAUCCCCCCUCUGCUUUACUCUUGUCCUACUGACUCAACUGGUUAGCACUUUUAAACCUCGUAAAGUGACCAAUUAAGACGUUUUGCAUCUUGCAUAAAUACCUAUGUGGCAGUAUUAGAUUCCUUGAUUUAUCCACCUGGAAUACUUUGAAAAGCAUCAACACUUUCUUAGAGACGCUCUGCCUCCAUCCUGUCAGUUCAGGCGCUACUCAACCCUGACUUCCUGUCUACCUUGAGGUCUCUGAGGCCCACCUGCGCUGCAUGUGUCUCUCAUUAGACCUGUGAAGCAGACACUGAUUAGUAAAAAAUAAAAAUAAAAAUUGUAAAAUAAAAAUUGUUACGUAAGGCUAAAUUGUGCAACAAAAACAUCAUCUCUUAUUUCAAGGAUUAAUGAAACCAGUGAAAAUAAAUAACAUCUUCCCUUGGUUUUCACUAGGAAAAGAAUGCAGAAAAAAAAAAUUUUCCCCAGCUUUGCUCUUUAAAGUUCUUGAGGUAUUGUGUUGGUUACAGAGCUGGAUCUCUUAUUGCAUUUAUAAUGAAAUAAAAAGAUUCUUUUUUUUUCACAGUUACAACUAAAUAUCAGAAGUUGCAUCCUAGAUAGCGUUUGUGUUUGGAUUCUUACCUGACUGUGGAGGUUAUUUGUCCCUUCUCCAUUUUGUGCCCUCAUGUUGUACCUAUUUAGUGCCAUUUCAUUCUUUUCUACUUUCAGGGUUUCCGCCAGUGUAUUUUAAGCCUGGCGGGCCAUCAGGCUUUCCUUGUGCCCCCACCAGGCUAAGCAUUGCUUAUUUAUUUGCCAGGUGCAAAACUUCCAAAACUAGAAACUUCAAAAUAGUAUUGUGAAGUGGCAAACAUAGCAAUUUUGUACAUCUCACAUUAAGCACUUCAAAUAACUGCAAUUUUCCUAAUGAAACUCAAAUGUAUGUUUUAAUUUCCUUAAAUAGUAAGAAGUUUUAUUUUAUGUGCUUUCGCAUGACUCCUCAGAAUUGCAGCUUAUUGCCUCUUUGUGCAAACAAUUGAUUUCUUCUUUUACAUACACCUCCACUCUAACACACAGAGAUUAUUAGGCAGGAUUUUCUUUCUAUCCUUAGCAUUGCUCCUCCUCUCUUCUCCUCAGCUUCCCUCCCACAUCCUUCUGUCCAAUUACCGGCUGCCAUUUUACCUCCAGCCUUCCUACAGACUCCGUCUUGGUUUUCGAUUUGAGCUGCAGGGAAAACUACACAACUAGAUCUUGUCUUUAAAAUGUUUUUUUAAAAAUCACUUCAGUGGUACCAGUAUUGGUCUUGACUUGACCAGUCAGUCUCUGCAAAGCCAUCCGUAAAUUUCAGUUCAGCUUUUCCACAUCUCUUUGGACCAUGUUUCCUGACUGUGUAUAUCUGACAUCAGACCAUGCAGUCAGUCCAGACAGGGUUGUGGGACCCCCACCCCCUGUAUAAACAUGCCUCGCCUCUGCCUGCGCCCCCUACUUCCAGUUCGCGCCACGCCCAUGUGACCACAGCUGCCCCGGCCAAGCGGAUAACUUUUUACAAAAGCGGCGACAGCCAGUUUGGGGGCGUCAGGAUGGCCAUCCACAAGCGCAGCUUCAAAUGCUUUGAUGCCCUGCUGGACGACCUUUCCCAAAAGGUGCCCCUCCCGUUUGGAGUGCGGACUGUGACCACUCCCCGAGGUACGCACACCAUCAAACACCUGGAGCAGCUCCAAGAUGGUGGCUGCUACCUCUGCUCUGACCGGCGCCAGGCUAAGCCCAUUAACAUGGACCUGGCCAGUAAACACCAAGGCAUCUGGUACCAUCACAGUCGGAGGCCUCAACGUCCUGAAGCGUCCUCUGGGACUCCACCUGGCCACUUGAAUUUGCCUUACAGGCAGAGGCGGAUUCUGCUGGUGAAGAACAGCGAGCCGGGGAUGAGGCGCAGCAUUGUGCUGAGCAGGAGGUCCACCAGGAGUCUAAGAGCUUUCCUAGACGAAGUGUCCGAGGUUAUGCAGUUUCAUGUUCGCAAGCUGUACACUGCAGAAGGACGCAGGAUUGACAGUGUGCAAAGCUUGUUGACUUGUCCUGGUGUUCUGGUGUGCGUUGGCCGGGAAGCCUUCAGCCCUAUGCUCAUAAACUUCAUAAGGAAGACUUCAGAGGAAAAGUUGCCUGGUCUGGGGAGCAAGUCUCCAGGCCUCGGUCCAAGGAUUCCUGGUAACGGUGCCAGAUCUCCUGGAGCACAAGCCAUAAGGUCCCCACCUCAUGGAGCUCAGUCCAGAGCCAGUGAAUAUGAUGAAGGAAAUGAAAGCAAGAAAAAUGUUAACUUUGGUUUGGAAACAAAGAAGAGCAUCAUCCACCCUCGAUCCGAUUCUUCAAAUCGGUCUGCUCGCUUCUCUUUGUCGUCUGAAAAAUCGUAUGGCGUCUUCUCCCAAGCAAGGCCAGCUAUAACGAAUGACGACAUUGAAAAGCGUGUCCUUGUUAAUAAAGACGGCAGCCUAUCAGUAGAGAUGAGGGUGCGUUUUCGCCUCCAAAAUGAGGAGACCGUUCAGUGGUCCACACAGAUUAAAAAAUCGCCCUCUCUCUCCAAUGAUUGUUGCCCCCUGAGCCAAGCUCAACCGCAUUACUUGCAGCAAGGCACAUCAGAAAGCUGUUCUGACCCCGAUUCAACAUCCUAUGAGGGUGUGGAUUAUUCCAGCCGGCCUCUGGAGCGUGUGUUGUUGGAGAACCAGUGCCAAUGUUGCUAUCAGAGACACGAACGGCAGUUUGAUUUGUGGGAAAACCCCACGCACAAACACCCUCCUGCCCCACCCAUUCAUUCAUCAAGUCACGCUGUGAUGAGACAAACACACUCGUCAAGCUCCUCCUCUUCAUGCAAUUCCAGAAGAGUGAUUCGGUGUCGAGCACGGGUCUCCGGGUCUCCAGGUGGCUCUGGCUCAGAGCAGAGCCAGUUGGUCCAGAAAGAGAUGUGUCUAACAGAGCAGGUGGAGGAAAGAGUAGAAGUGGCCCAAGACGGGGACACUCAAGUUGAGGUCUGCAAAGUUAGCCGAUGCUGCAGUCGGACAGAGGUGGUUGCCAUAGAUACCAACAUUCGACCACCCAGUGGAAAGUCAGUGGAGGGCGAGGUGAUGAUGGGGGAAGAUGAAAUCCGACCACUGUCUACAGUCAGCAGCUCUUCGCGUAUUUUACAGUCAUUGAAAGAAGACCAGGAUGAUGAAGAGGAUGAUCUGCCACCCAGCGCUUCCCAGUGCUCCCACAGAAAUGAGCCAUCCCCCACUCCUACCCCAGUAAAUCACCUGGGUGAAGGUCCAUCAAGCAACAUCUCCACCUGUUCAGUCCAGUCGCUCAAAUGCCAGGAGCAGGAAGAAAAUGCAGGAAGCAGGGCUUUGUCUUCAGCUUCAUCCUGCCACUGUGGAGAAACUAACCCUCACUCAACAGCUGAACCAGAUCAGACGGAUCAAGUCCCCAGUUCAAUGUCCCAGGAACCCAAGUACCAAGCAUCAGAAGAAGAAGCGGCAGCUGCAAUUGACAAUGAAGUAAUUAACAGGGGUCUUAGUGGCUUAUCCCAUAACACAGGACUUUCAGCAGCUUCUCAGAAAUCAUGGACAUCCAAUGUUUGCUCAAAUUGUGGAGGCUGCAAAUGUGCAAACAGCGCAAUGUCAGCUCAGACUGGUUUGUCUGCUAAGUCCAAGUGCACAACCGAAGCUCUACUUCAGAACACUGCAGAACGAACAACCAGUUCCAUGUCAAAUAAAUCCGGUGCCUCAGUCAAGUCCCAUAAAUCUGGCUGCUUGUCAGUUGCUAAAGAGGUGUCCCCGUCAAACAAAACAGUUGCAGAAGAAGGCGACACAGACAAAAGAGCUCAGAGUAGCCUCUCUAUGAAGUCAAAUGCAUCUAACAAGUCUGGAAAGGCCGAAAGUGUCCUGUCGAAUAAAUCAGAUAAAUCCAAGGCUUCAGCAAGAUCCAGCUCAUCUUGUAAGCAAUGUGGGAAAGCUCUAACUCCAGAAAACAAGGAGAAAGAUGAACUGAAUGGCGUAAUAGAAACAAGGGAAGAAUCAGGAGUGGAGGACAGAUCGGCAAGUGCACUGUCAGCAACAUCAAAACUGUCUGCCCAUAGGUCCACUGAAGCUUUGGAAAAAUCCACUUCCCCCAGGUCAGAAACUGGGGAGGAUGCAGAAGAAAUCGCAACCAGUCAAAUGUCUGGAAGAUUAUCUGUUCAUUCCACAAAAUCCUGCAAGUGUAAUGAUAACAGCAAAGCACCGUCUCCAGCCUUAGAAAUGGAAAACAAUGCAGAAGAAAUGCAGCCCAGGCCAGAAAGCAUAAUAGAAGAUAAUUUAGAAAACAGGUCAACCAGUCCCAGGUCUUGUAAAUCAAAUUCUUCUGCAAAAUCACACAAGGCAGUUGAAAACAGAUCCCCGAGUGCUAAUUCACAAAGAUCACACACCUCUGCUAAGUCCUCACAGUCAAAGAGGUCAAACCAACCAAAAAAGUUUCAGAAUGACCCCAAUCUUACUUUGACUGAGACAAACAAGGAGGAGACUGACAUUGAACAUCGUGAGGCUUUGGAGAGCGCCAUGUCUGCAAAAUCAAAAUCUUCAGUCAAAUCUGACGUUUCUAGUAAAAAUCCCUCAGCUACAAAUGCUGUCACCAUCAAAACACCAGAAGGAGCUGAUGAGGCAAAAGAAGGAGAACCUGAUUCUGAUGUUGCUUGUAUUGAAACAUCACAAGCCGGUGACAACGAGGAUGAUUCUGCAAUAAAAGGCACAUAUACUAUAGACCCUGAUGGCCAAACACUCUCACCAAAAAGAAAAGCUUCAUCCCGCUCACAUUCCCCCUCCUCCAGAGGUUCUCAAUCCCCUGUGCUAAAGUUGUCACCAAGCUCCGGUGCUGGUGAGCAAAGAGGGCUCAGUUCGUUGUCUGUUCACUCUGAAACCUCUGGCAAAGUAAGCAGAUCCAGGUGUCGCUGUGAAACAGCCUCACCCGUUGAAAAGGAAAAUAAAGAAGAAGACAGAAAUAGUGAGGGAGCUCAGUCUUGCUCCUCAAAAAGACAAAGGAAAGAAUCAGGAUGCACGGAUCAACCUUUGAGUCGUAACACAUCAGGCUUGAUAUCUUUAGGGCUGCAAGAGGAUCAGGAAACGGCUGAAUCAGACUGUGGCAAAUCUAGUGUCUCUUUUUGCAAUGGCGAGAGGAAAAGCCCUUCUCUCCACAAUCCUCCAGUGGUUGAUAUUCCAACAAUUGAAACACCCAGAGAAGGUGAAAAGGGUGAUGAAGACGAUGGGGAACAACCCACUGAAAGGCCACCCAGUGCAACGACAGUCCAAAGCAGCAGGUCUCAUAAAUCCUGUUGUAACUGUAGUGUCAAAUCAUCAGCUCAGUCUAAGGGGAAAGCAGAAAGCGUGAAAUCUGCUGCAACAACAAAUGCUCGCAAAAUGGACACCCCAAAGAGCAGGAGCUCAUCUGCAAUGUCAGGCACACAAGUUUGUGGGAAAUCCCCUUCUGAUGCGACUUCUAAUGUUCUUACAAGUACUGAUGCUGACAACCAGAAAACCAGUAGACCAGGAAGUAAGACCAAAGGAGAAGAAGACAAGACAAGUGUCCACUCCCAAAGUCCCUGUGGUCCUAGGCCUGAGUCAACAGCUUCGGUGCAGUCAGAGACAAAAAGAACUUCAGAGGAGAGGAAUGUGGCUUUGGGGUCAGUCAAAUCUGGAGAUCACAAAUCCCACAAAGGAAGUGAGUGUGGAAGUACCAAAAUUUCCAGUUCCAAGCAAAAAGAAACCCCUUCCAAAUCAACAAGUCCUUGUUCCUUACACAGCCCCAGACCGGCCAGUAAAGUCAAACCAGGUAGCGGAAGCACCUUGUCUCACUCUCUGUCUGCUGCCGACCUACUGAAGGAAACCUUGGCUGCUGCUCGCCAGCAAGACUGCCAAUCAAAAGCCAGUAAAACCAGUGAGAAGGCCCACAGCGAGAAGAGUGGGAGGUCUCAGAGGAGCAGAAGUCGAAAGGAUCGGGAAGACGUGGUGGAAAUGACGCCUGAGUGUUUGCCCAACGCAUCUCCCAAUGAAGUUGUUAGCGACUGGCUACGGAGCAUCCCUGCUAAUACUAGCAUGCUCACACUGGAUAAUGACUUAAAUGAUGAAGAAACUGAGGAGGGGGCAAAGGAAAUGGAGGAGACACCAACAGAAGAGGUAGGAACAGGGGAGAUGAGUCCGAAAGACGAGAAGGUGGAAUUGGAGGAAAAAAUAGAGCCACAAGAGGAGGAAAAGAAGGAUGAAGCCGAAGGUGAUGGAGUCGGUCCGACUUUAGGCGAUACAGCGGAGAUUUCUUCUCGUUCCAGGAAUUGGCAUUCAUCUGCCGCAGUGAUGAAAGUCCUCCUGAGCUCGUCUCUGGGUCGAUGUCGGAGCAUGCCUGAGGUGUCUCCAGUUUACGGCCGCAGACUGAGCACAUCAGCCAGGGGGCUUUUGGACUGCUUGGCCCAGCUGCAGCUCAUUGAGCCUGCAGUUAGCAGUCAUGAACAGAAGGACCGCAAGCAGCAGUAUGACAAGAUUAUGGCCAUUCUUCAGUCCCUGUGGCUCACCGAGCCACACAACAUCAACAUCAAGGACACUAAAGACGGCGGCACAGACCAGGUGACUCCACCGAGGUCCUCAUCUGGAGUGGGAAUGAGCAGUGGCUCGGGCGGAUCAGGUGGAGAGAAAAGCAAUGGGAACCGAGGAGAAGAUGAACCACCCAGGAAAGAAACCGAAUCGCUGCAGGAGGAAGAGGCGGCGGAGAAGGUUGUUGAAGAGAACGAUGGAAAUGCAGCAGCCGAACAAGUCGAAGCAGAGACAGAAGUUGAGGAAACAAACCAAACAGACACAGCUGAGGAAGUGAUGAAGAGUGAUGAGCAAAGUACUCUUCCUCCUGAUAGCUCAAAAGCCACUGACAACCCUUCGUUAUCGCAAAUGAGCUCUCCCAACGACAGCUCCAAGUCCCCCACAGACAACGAAAGAGACACGCAGGAGGAAUCCAGCUCAGGGACUCCUCCCUCUGCUCCUCGGCCACCCUUAUCCAAACGACUAUCCCAAGACCCCGAUCCGGUUUGGGUUCUUCACCUCCUGAAGAAGCUGGAAAAGCAGUUUAUGAGCCACUACAUUGAGGCCAUGGAGGAGUUUAAAGUCCGCUGGGACCUGGACGACAGCCUCAUCCUGGACACCAUGAUCUCAGAGCUGAGGGAGGAGGUGAGCCGCCGCAUCCAGAGCAGCAUCCAGCGGGAGAUGAGGAAGAUCCAGAGCCGAGCCGGGAAAGUGGGGAGGUCGCCUCGGCCACCGCAGCUAGCGAACAUGUCAAGGGAUUCUACCAUGACAGAGAGGAGGCGCCGUAUCCUGAAGGUGAUGAAGAACCAGUCAGUGAAAACCGCAGAGUCUCUCACUGAUGAGGAAAUGGUGGCUGAUUUCAGUGACCAGCGAAGCGACGACGAGUACUGCCCCUGCGAAGCUUGUGUCCGCAAGAAAAUGGCCGCCCGGCCUUUCAAGAAGAACCCAUUGGCGGCUGAAGCUCCUGUGAUGAUGGAGUUUGACCUCCUUAAGAUCCUUCAGCUCAAGAAAAGCCCAUUGCCUCCUUCUUCUGUGCCGAAACCUGCUGAGGAGGAACGGGCAGCUGCAGACGAAGAAGGAAGGAAUCUAGAGGUAGUCGAAGAAGAAGAGGAGGAAGAAACCAAAGAGGAUAUAAAAGCUGAUGUUGUGUUAGAGGAGACAAUACCAGAGGAAGACGAGGAGGAAGAGCAGGAAAAAGAUGAGGAGAGUAGAGAUAGAGAACAGGAAAGAGAGGAGAAUAGUGCUGAAGAUGAGGAGCUGGAAACAGAUGAGCAACAAGAGGCAUCAGAAAAUGCAGAGGAGGAUGAUGAAGGACUGUGCACUUGUCAGUCUGAGAGCAACAAAGAAGAAGAGGGCAAAGCGGGGGAAACGAGCAACUGCACAGAUGAAGGAGAGACAGGAACGGGAGAAGAGGAGGAGGAGGAGGAGGAGGAAGAAGAGAGUGAUAGAGAGACGGUGAAGGAGGCAACAACAGGCGACAAGGAGGCGGAAUCGGAGGAUGAUACAUCAGCGACUAAUGGAGAGCCGACACCAGCGGAGGAGAUGAUGCGGGGAAACGUCGGCGCAUCUGCAGAGGAGGAAGACGAAGGCACAGGAGAGGAAGAGGAAAAACAGGAAGAGAGUGAGGAGCAGGAAAGAGAGGCUUCUGAGGAGGAGAGAGCUUCACCGCAGAGCCAGGGUGUGAUUCCCGCUGCAUGCGUGACGGAGGGCGAAGAGGCAGACGCCGAAGACUCUGAUGACAGCAAGGGUCACGGCGACGCCAGCGCUGACGAAUCAGCACCGGAGGAGGCCGCCGGCUCCGGGGAAGAGGAAGCAAAAAGCAGCAGAGAAGAUGGACAGGAAGAUGCAGUGGAGGAGUUUAGACCUGAGCAAGAAAGUGAGGAGGAGGCAGCGGCCAAAGGCAAAAACGAGGACGGGACUCUGCUCCACCAGUUCACCAGAACCUCGGUGGAGUCCCAACCUGGAUCGAUGGAAGACGUGGACAUGGAUUUACCUUCAAACUCUAAAAUGGUCGACAUAAAUGGCCAUAAAACCAAAGAGUGAGGAGACUCUUCCAGGAACUGCACUCAGACAUUUGGUUUAAGACUCUCUUGAACACUUGAAGCACUUUAACUUCUCCAGAUUUAACAUAGACGUUGUCAUCGUGACUUGCUGAAGUUUUCACAUGUUAUCAUGUUACAAUCUCAAACUUCAAUCUGUUUUAUUGGAGUUUGAUGCAAUAGAUCAUAAUUAAAUCAGUUCAAAUGAAAAUUAAAUCAGUUAAAAUCUAUUUCACUUAGAAAAAUGUUGUCUGGAUUAUUGUGGAUUAAAUGCAGAUUAUUCAAACCAGAUUAUACAUAAAUUUCCCCAAAUUCCUCCAACAUUGAAUUUUACACGUUUUUUAAGAGACAUAUUUCUACUAAGUAUUGACCGAAUGGGAUAAACAUAAAUUCAUGCCACACUUUUCUAAUAUUUUUGUAGAUAAAUAUGGAAAACUGUACAUUCUUCUCCUUCACACAAUAAUCCCAAGAAAAUACAUUGAAGUUUGUGGCUGUAACAUGACAAAAUGUGAAAAAGCUUAAGAAGUAUUAAGAUUUUUUUUUUUUUUGCAGCACACUGAUUGUAGAAACCUGAAACUUGAACUUGAAGAACUUUUACUGAAACCAUAUAACUUCUUAUAUUUGUUUCAAAGUUAAUCACAAGUAUUGAGAAAUAUGUUGAAAAAUUUAUGGAUAUUUGACUUAGGUUUUGUUGACCAGAGGUUGAACAUAAAUCAAAUCAUAGCCAAUCAUAUUUGAAGUACCUCAGAUGUUUUGUGUUUUUUUCUUUUAGUGAAGCUCGACAGAACCACUUCCUGCUGGUUCAUUUCUUUUUCUUUUUCUUUUGUUUGUUUCAUGAAGUACAUGCUGUAUUCCCAGGGGUUUGGACAGCCAGCUUGCUUUUAGGCAGAUCAUCUCCAAGCUAUUACUUAACUACCUAAAUCUGUACCCUGCUGGCAAGUCAGCUGCUUAAAUCUGCAAAAAACUCUGUGAUGUAAGUUGAUUACCUAAAAGAAAUUUGGAUCUUGAGAAUGAUCUUCUCUGCUUUCUCAACAAUUUGCUGCUUUGUUUGACGAAAGCCUCUUAUUUCUGGUCUGAUUAGGUGAGAGGGGGUGUGUGCCUACGCUGCUACUGGUUCUAAUGUGUGUCCAUUAAUCUGGGUCAUCACUAAUAAAACUAAACAUUGUGUACUUAGAGCUCACCGAUAAACAGUACGACUGUAGUCGUAACGACCUCAAUAAAAAUGAAUAAACAAAUGGUCGUUUUCA